Messenger RNA from Scomber japonicus (chub mackerel), 2462 nucleotides. RefSeq names its product transcription factor 12 (gene tcf12). The transcript has 21 exons. Gene Ontology annotation, biological process: regulation of transcription by RNA polymerase II. Bases 126 to 2249 code for a protein of 707 amino acids. NCBI's taxonomy places the organism in Eukaryota, Metazoa, Chordata, Actinopteri, Scombriformes, Scombridae. Gene Ontology annotation, cellular component: transcription regulator complex. Gene Ontology annotation, molecular function: protein dimerization activity; DNA-binding transcription factor activity, RNA polymerase II-specific; RNA polymerase II cis-regulatory region sequence-specific DNA binding. The record is from RefSeq and is a predicted model, not a curated record.
CCCAGGUAUAGCCGCUUAAACACACACUUUCACGUGUUUUGAGGCGCAUUUCAAGAAAGCGAGUCUUCACCAGAUCACCCUAGUCGGGAUUUUAAUCGGGAAAAAAGGUUUCUAAGAUCGUCAGGAUGAAUCCUCAGCAGCGGAUUGCCGCUCUCGGAACAGACAAGGAAUUAAGUGACCUGCUGGAUUUUAGUGCGAUGUUCUCUCCACCUGUAAGCGGAGCGAAAAACAGGCCCACAACACUUGGAAGCAGCCAGUUCAGUGCAUCAGGUAUGGAUGAGCGGACCAACCAAGCAUCCUGGGCCCCAGGUGGCGAGUCCAGUCCUUCCUAUGAGUCCUCCAGGGGUUUUGCAGACAGCCCUCAUUACGGCGAUCAUUUGAGUGACAGUCGAUUAGUGUCCCAUGAAGGAUUGUCCCCAACACCUUUUGUGAACUCGAACAUAAUGGGUAAAUCAGAGAGAGCUUCAUUUCAAGGCUAUGGGAGGGAUCCUGCGGCACCUGGCUGCCAGUCUUCUCUGAGGUCAGACAUCGCGUUGUCUAGUCCUAGUUCAGUGACUGCGUCGGGGAAGUCAGCUGCUCCUUUUUACUCCUUCACUGCAGCCAAUCCCAGAAGACGUCCUCUACAAGAUACUCCGCCCAUUGAUCCUCUACAAACAAAAAAGGUUCGCAAGGUCCCUCCUGGCCUGCCUUCAUCUGUGUACGCACCAUCCCCAAACUCAGAGGACUUCAACAGAGAUUCACCCUCUUACUCCUCUCCUAAGCCCUCCAGCAGUAUGUUUGCAAGCACUUUCUUUGAUGGUACCCACAGUUCGACUGACCCAUGGAACUCGUCCAAUGGGAUCAGUCAGCCCGGCUACGGUGGAAUGCUCGCAGGAACUUCAUCUCACAUGCCACAGUCAGGGAACUACAGCAGCCUGCACUCACACGACCGUUUGAACUACCCCGCACACUCAGUCUCCCCGGACAUCAAUGCCAGUCUUCCUCCCAUGUCCAGCUUCCAUCGAAGCAACACCAGCACUUCACCAUUCGUCACUGCGGCUCACACUCCGUCCGUCAACACAGCCGAUGGGGUCAUGGGUACGUUCUCAUCCGCUGCAAAUCGGGGGAACGCCACUGGAAGCUCACAGACUGGAGAUGCACUAGGCAAGGCUUUAGCCUCGAUUUACUCGCCUGACCACACUAGCAGUAGUUUUCCAUCCAACCCGUCAACACCUGUGGGUUCUCCUUCACCUCUGACUGCCACAGCAGGUACCAACCAGUGGCCCCGCGCUAGUGGACAGGCCCCCUCCUCUCCGAAUUACGAGAACUCCCUUCACUCCCUGAAAAACAGAGUUCAUCAGCAGUUACAUGAGCAUCUUCAGGAUGCCAUGUCUUUCUUAAAGGAUGUCUGCGAGUCUCGGAUGGAGGAUCGUCUGGACAGACUGGAUGAUGCAAUCCUUGUUCUGAGGAACCAUGCCGUGGGCUCCACUGCCAGUCUGCCCAGCGACAUACACAGUCUGCUGGGACAGGCACAAAAUGGGCCAAUAGCAGCCAUUGGAGCAAACUUCGCUGCCUCUGCAUUGGUUCCAAGUCGGACAGCAGCGAUGGGUGGUGCCCACGCUGAUGAUGCUGCCAGUCUGAACAGCAGCCAUGGAGGCCUGCAGAGUGCUGGCUCUACAUCCAGCGCAGAACUGAACCACCAAGUGGAAGCAUUCAGAGGUCUUGCUUCAGGCCUAGUUGGGCAGGUGGCUGCUGCACUGGAGCUGAAGAUGGAGAAACAUGACAAGGAUGACAUGAAUGAUAACCUCUCCAUUGAUGGCAAGUCAGAUGAUGAAAGUGACAAAAGAGACAUGAAGACACCUCGGACCGGCACACGCACAAGUUCUAUCUCUCACAGUAUCACCGAAGACGAAGACCUGAACCCAGAGCAGAAGGCCGAGCGUGAGCGUGAGAGGAGGAUGGCCAACAAUGCUCGUGAACGCCUGAGGGUGCGAGACAUCAACGAGGCCUUCAAAGAGCUGGGUCGCAUGUGCCAGCUGCACCUGAAGAGCGAGAAGCCACAGACUAAACUGCUCAUCCUCCAUCAGGCCGUGGCCGUCAUACUCAGCUUGGAACAGCAAGUUAGAGAGCGGAAUCUGAACCCCAAAGCAGCCUGCCUUAAGAGAAGGGAGGAGGAAAAGGUGUCCGGGGGCUCCGAUGAAGCCCAACAAGGCCACACAGGGGUCCAUCCAGGCCUGACUGACACAUCCAACCCCAUGGGCCACCUCUGAGUGGACAACAGAUCAAAGUGAUCCCAGAUCAUAUCUGUCCCGUUUGAGUCGGUGACCUUGCUUCCCAGUGACAGACAGGACUCACAGUUUGUGUCACCAAUUGGAGGAGACAGACCACUUGAAGCGAAAACCACAAGACUAACACAAUCCAAUCCUAAGAUUGAAGAGGAGCCCAACGUCCAGCUCUCUGUGUCCAGUUACCAUCUGCAAAUU